Molecule: messenger RNA, 1158 nt
Organism: Nanorana parkeri
Lineage: Eukaryota; Metazoa; Chordata; Amphibia; Anura; Dicroglossidae
Gene: RGS16
Product: regulator of G-protein signaling 16
Exons: 4
Coding region: 36-611 (191 amino acids)
Source: RefSeq, a predicted model, not a curated record
AAACUGCUCAACAGCAGGGGACUCCGCACAAAACAAUGAUGUAUCUGAAUUCGCUCAAUCCUGACGCCUUUCUGUGUGAUAAAGCCAAGGACCUGCGAUCUUCCAUCAGCACCUUCAUUCAUAAAGUGGACGUCGGCCAUAAGCUUGUCCCAUCGGGCUUUUACAAAAAGAAGGACGGUCACAGAAACUGCGUGAAGGAAGCCAUGAAGUGGAAAGAAUCAUUCAGUCAACUCCUCAGCAGCAAAGAUGGGCUCGCAGCUUUCCGCAACUUCCUGAAAACAGAGUUUAGCGAGGAGAAUCUGGAGUUCUGGGUAGCCUGUGAAGAAUACAAAAAGACGCCUUCAACCAGCAAACUUCCUGCCAAAGCUCAGUGCAUAUUUCAGGAAUUCCUGCAGACUGGAGCCCCACGAGAGGUCAACAUUGACCAUCAGACCCGAGAGCAGACGCGCCAGAAAAUUGCACUCGCCAGUCGCAAUUGCUUUGACGGUGCACAAGAACAGACCCGCAUUCUGAUGGAAAAAGACUCUUACCCACGCUUUCUAAAAUCCAACAUCUACCAGCAACUGCUGGCCCAGUCAUCUAUUAAGAAAAUAAAGUUCUCCUUCACAUGAACGAAGACCAAGUGUUUGGAAGUAAGCUACGACAUUGAGACCAGAGCUCAGUUCCAGUGAUCUAGAACCAGGUUCAUGACAUCACCCCACAACCACGUGUGUCCUGGAGCCUGGGCGCUGAUUGAGAAGACUUUAGAGCAAGGUCCAUCCGUGAAGAUGAGCCUGAGACAGUAGAACAGAGAAGACGGUAUAAAGAAUGGCAUUUGCUAGUCCUAGUCCAAUCCAAUUUCCUUGGCACCAGUCAAGAAGAUGCCAUGUCACGACUGUGCCUGCCUAGACAAAUCCCUGUAACCUUUUAUGUUCAUAGGGGGAACGUUUACAGGAUUGAGAUGCAUGAGACUAGAACUUGAAAUGGUGUGAUUCCUAGCUGAUGUGCUAAUGUUUGUGCAAUGCGUCUGUGCUGCUAAGUGUCACAUCCUCCCACAGCUGUAGUUUUUUUCCUAUAGCCGGGGAAGGGGGGGAAAGAAAAUUCUGUUUUUCUUACUGUUGCUAUGUAGAUAAUUUAUCAAGUGUCUGGAAAUGUGUUUUCACUUGGGACACAAUGGAU